AUGCCCAUUAGCGUAGAGGCGCUCCUCGGCCUCUGCAAGAUGCACUGUUCCUACUUUUUGACAGUUCUGCGCGAACAUGUCGUCAUUAUCCACCAUGUUACAGCAGCCACAUACGAGCUCGCACAGUAUAUCUUUUUACAAGAGCUGGAUAACGAGGGCUUUAAUAUCGUCAACCAUCUAAAUCCAGUUUUCUUUAAGGAGUGUUUCAUCGCCCUUUGCCUCGACGCCAGAAAUAAACCAUGCAGAAACAACCUUAAAACUGAAAACGGCAAACUCGUCAACAAGCACAGGCACACAUUCGUCAAGGAUAUCAAGUUUGAGUGCCCACAUCUCACUGCGCGCCUAAUUGAGAGCUUCUUUGGCACCUACCCCAAGGGCUACAGCUUUAGCAACAAGGGGUUCCAGUAUGACACUGUGGCCAAUACAGUGAACUACAUUGGGACUUUUGUUGAAAUUUUCCGGUUUUUAAAUCUCAAGGAAAUGAAGACAAUUUCCCUCUUCCUGAUGAGGACGUCUAUUGUACCAGGGUCUACUACAAUCGAUAAGACCAUUUUUUCACGGAGUAUUCUGUCUGUCACUAUGAGCCGACUCAGAGCACUGCACAAGGACAGUCUUUGCCUGGAUAUUGAGUUCCCCAAGAUUCCGCCUAUGAGGGAGCUUUUAGUCAAGUUGCCAGAGGAAAUUUGGUCACUCUUUUGUGAUAUAUCUUGUUGGUCAUUCUCGCUCGAUAUUUGUUACAAAGGGAAAAAGCAUAUCAGGACUGAGAGGAUCAAGGAUAAGAGCAUUUUACAGUCUUGGAAAAGUUCUGGCGAUGCUGACAACAACAGCAGCAGUAAUGACGGUGAACUUGCCAGUGGUAUGCCCCACAUUAUUUGUGAUACAGUCGACGGGAUAUACUUUAUUGUCUGGGAUAUGACAGCAAUUACAAAAAGGCUUGACCCUGCAAAGCUUUCCAAGGCGGAAACAAAUGGUUGGUAUACGUCUGUUGAGGAUGCUGAGCGCGCGCUUAACCACCCUGGCUCCAGCACACUUAAUUGCAAGUUGUAUGUCGAAUACCUACUUGAGCGCCGAAAGGGAUGUUUUGAUUUGACAGAGAAUUAUCACAACACACAGACCCUUGGCAAGAGUCGGAAAUACAACGGCAGCAGCUCAACUGAUCCCUCCACUGCAAGCUCCGCUAUCUUUCCUUUAUUAACAGAAAUCAUACCGACGACAAACUUGCAAAAUAUUUACGUGCAAAAUAUGGGCCAGAUCUGGUCCUAA
This is a messenger RNA of Kickxella alabastrina, 1263 nucleotides long. RefSeq lists its product as uncharacterized. The record is from RefSeq and is a predicted model, not a curated record. Lineage: Eukaryota; Fungi; Kickxellomycota; Kickxellomycetes; Kickxellales; Kickxellaceae. The transcript is spliced from 5 exons. Bases 1 to 1263 code for a protein of 420 amino acids.